AUACAAGCCACUAAACCUCUAGGGUUUAACCGCCCGGUCUCCUCUAUUUUUCUCUCCUGUACAUUGAGCUUUUGCAUUGUCCAGCAAUGGAGUUCGAGAAUAAACUCUCUCGCGAAGCUAAACUCAAAGAGCUUCUUCGUAACUUAACUUCAACAGAUUUCCAGCUCUAUUCCAAUGCUUCAAAAGAAUUCAUCAAACUUCUCAAAUCCGAAACCGGACCCGAAUAUCUCUCCUUGUACAUCCACAAUUCAUCCAGGUUUAUCGAACUCGAACAAGCUUGGGAGCUCCGAAAACCCAAAACUGGGCUUUACUUAAUCCUCAAUUUGAUUUCUCAAAUUUUCAACCAUUACAGAGCUGAUAAUGAAGACCCUAAACUUGCUGUAAUUGUCAGUGCAUUAGAUAAGUUUGCGAAAUCGAUUGUUGAAAAGAGAAUGAAUGAUUUGUAUAAAGAAUUGAAUAGUAAAGAGGGAAAACGCCAAAACGCUGUGCUUUUUUUGUUGGCUAGUAUAGUUAGGCGUAGUUCGUGGAUGGCCUGGGAAGUGGCGAAAAGUUUUGAUUUUAAAAUCGCGAUAUUUGGGAGAUUAGCUGAGUGGAAAGCGAAGAAAAUUGAAGGGAAAAAGAAGCAUUAUUCGACUAGGAAAGCUUUUGUGGGGUUUGCUGUAUCGUUUUUGGAAGUUGGGAAUGCUAGGUUGUUGAGAGGUGUGUUGCAACAGAAGGAUAUGUAUUCAGGUGUGCUUCGAGGUUUGGGAAAUGAUGAUGAGGAUACUGUUGUUUAUGUGUUGUCUACUUUGAUUGAUAGGGUUCUUGUAAUGGAUUCAUUGGUGCCUACUGGGCUUAGAAGUGUGCUUUUCGGGAGUGUAACGUUGGAGCAGCUCGCUAGUAUUUCGGGUAAAGAGGGUGGUGGAUUGGCUGCAGAGUUAGCGAGUGAAGUGUUAAAUAUGGUAUGUGUUGAUCCUGUUAAUGGGUUGAUGCCGGAUUUGAAGAGGGUACCUAGUCCGUUGAGAGGAAACCAGAAAAGAUUAUUGGGACUUAUGAAGAAGUUAAAAGCGGGAGAGAUUGAGAAUCAUAGAAACUUGCUUUUGGCAAUUGUUAAAGGGAAGCCGUCGUUUGGUUCAGCUUAUUUGGAUGAGUUUCCGUAUAGUCUUGAAGACCCUUCAUCGCGUAACUGGUUUGCUUCAGUUUCUUUGGCAGCAAAUGUGCUCUCCUCUGUUGGUGAUGGACUUGCCUUUGAAUUUCUUGAUUCUCAGACCCAAGAGCCGCCAACUCUUAACAGCCCAGAGCUGCAAAAUAUCAUGAAGUGCCUUGGACCGCGAUCCUUCUCUCGACUGGUGAUUAAUAAAGGUUUACUUCAUUCGGAUCCUCUAGUGAAACAUGGAACUUUGAAGCUUGUAUUGGAGGUUCUGAAAUUGUUAGAGUUACUAAUUAGUGCUUUAAACAGUGUCUUGUCUUCCCAAGGUCAAAUGAACCACAAAUGGGAAUCCCUCAAGCAAGAUAUCUGGGAUGCAGUUCGGAUUUUGCUCCCCGAUCCUCAAGUUCUGUUCUCCUUACUCUCUUCACUGAACGAAUUUUACAGAGGUCUUGAGCAACGCUCAAAAAGACCCGCAGAUUCUGAAAUAGGAGAUAAAAUGAGCAGUAGGAAGAAGCGGAAAAUUGAUGUUGCGAAUGAGGAUACAGAUAUUCUAGUAGGGGGGAUUAGUUACUCCCCUGAUGCUGCUCUGGCCCUGGAUGGUGAAGCAGUCAUAAAUGGAGAUGACACUGAUGAUUCUAAAGAUGAAGAUUAUUUUGGAAAGCUUAUAACGGGACUCUGGAGUUUGCAUUCUUCUCCCUUGCCAGACUCUACUAUAGAAGACACAGAAGUGCUAUUCUAUGCCAAGUUGCUUAAUGCUUUAACAAUAUAUUAUAAAACAAUACCUAAUAUGUUGGAAGGAUUGUUUGAUUUCUUCAAAAUUCUACCAAACAACCCGCUGGUAUUACCAACUAUGUUGCAACAAACCCUGCUAUCUCUGCUCCAAGAACAUGUUGGUUGGUCCUCUAAAUGCGAAAUUGCAACAAGGGUUAACUCACAGAUGUACAAGCAUUUGCUUCCAUUUCUGGAGUUGUUAAUGUUUUCACCCAACAAUGACAUUAAAGAUCAAGCAUACAUUCUAGCAAAGACAUCAGUGUAUAGUACUGGUGCAUUUGACAAAAACCCAAAGGAAAUUUCUUUAUGGUUCUUCUUUAUUCCUGGGUAUAGCAAAGACAACAUGCUUGGAGGAGCAGUAGGGUGUGAUAUCUACAGAAAAUUGUCCUCUCCUGUUCUUCUUUUCCUACGUGAUGCCGUGAUUGAGUCUGGCAAUAAGUUAUUCUAUUAUUUGGAUCUUUUAAGGUCUUCUUUGAGUGGCAUACCAGGCGCCAAAGAUAUAUCUCCUGAUUUUAGCUCUUUCACAAUCUGCAUCUUGGAUAAGUGCCUAACAUUGGUAACUGCUGAAUCUGGUGCAUUUUCUGCUUCCGAGAAGUCAAUGGUUUCAUCAUACGUGUCCAAUACCUUAAAGUAUCUCCUGGAGACUCAGGUGGAUCCAUUACCUUUAUCUUCAAUAAUUGAUCUGAAGUUGUCUGAGAGACUUGAUGCUCCCUAUGACCUGGAUGAUUCUCAAUGUCCCUGCGAGUGGCGGCCAUUCAAGAGAUUGCUCCAUUUGUCACGGAAGAUUUUGCAGGGAACUUACAGAAUAUCUUCCAACAUCAAGGAAGUUGUGUAUACUGACAGUUCUUUUACCCGUACUGUCGGUGAAGUCCAAAGAUUGCUUAAGAGUGAGUCUGAUGGUAGUCUGGUUGGAUUGACAAUUGGGUUUUGCUUUUCAAUUGCAUGCACAACACCAACUGAGAUAAUACAGAAUUUCUCUUUAAUAGUAUCUGUCUCGAAUAAAUUGCUUGGGGUCCCUCUGUCACUGUUGAUGCAACUAUUUUUUUCAGAACCUAGUCUUCUGAAUGAUGCUUCUAAGAGAUGGCCAGAAAUCUUCUUCAUGGGUCUGGAAAGGGCCUUAGCUAGGUCAAGUGGUGGGAGAACAAUGGACUGCGAGUCUGAUGCAUUUUCCGUAUUUUUGGAGCGUGCACCUUUUUAUGUUCUCUUUCCAGCUGUUCUAGAUAUUGAUGGACUGGAUUUGUCUGAUCAAUCAGGAUUGCAAAACUUGCUUCUGGCAAAGCUUUCAGAGAAGACAUCUGAUCAUCUUCUUUCUUGUUUCCGCUAUUUACUCUUUUGGUUGAAUCAAGCUCAGUUAUCCUAUAGAAAUGAGCAGUUCGAGGGACUUGAAAAGCUCUCCGAAGCUUGCUUCCUUCUUCUAAGCCGCACGCUGAAAAAAUUGUUGGCUGAAAAGUCUAAUUCUGGUGGUUUAGACGCCUGUAGUCCUUCCACAACUUACUUUGUUAAAGAGUUGGUUGUGACUAUCCUUGAUCACCCUGCUGUGGCAGCAGUGCUGGAGUACCCAUCCCCUGUUAAUAGUGAUUUUGGAUGUGGAAUAAUUGAGGAUAGUGUAGACCAGUUUGUUGAAUCAGCUAAACUGAAAAUUUGCAAGAUGGAUCAUCAUGUGCUGAAUUUGGUAAAAGCGACUUCUGAGUUCUGGAUGUCUUUCUGCGAUGGCCAAAGCUCCUCAUCUGAAGUUUAUCAGGCCAAUAAACAUGUUGUGAGUUCAUUCAAAAAUGUGGUAAAGAAACUUGGUCGGACAUUUAAGCUCAAGAUGAACGAAUGUUUGAAGUCCAAGAACUUAAUACCUUUAGUUCCUAUAUUAUAUGCUCUACAUAGUCUGAUUCAUUUCAUAUCUCCCUUUGAGGUUCUUGAAUCGGUCCAUUGGAUGCUUUCUGCAAUUGACCUGGAGGAUCGUUCUGUUUGGCUGACUUCAGCUCUCUGUGUUGGAUUACACAUUGCUGGUUCUGCAUUUGGUCAACUGGCGGCAUACAUGUGGCACCCACAUGGAAAAAUGCCUCUUUACUUGUUCUGGGGAAUUCAACAGGAACAAUAUGAUGUCAUCCUCUAUGAGAAAAUCCUUUUGCAAGUAUAUGAUAUUGCCACUCGAUUUGAACUUGAUGUUGCUGAUGCCUGUCUGCUCAAAGCUGUAAAAGUUGUGAAAGUAUAUAAAGCUAUGCAGAAGCAAAGCCAUCCUUUUCUUAAGGAUACAUGUAGAGCUGUGGCUAAUAUUCAUGUCAAUAUCCUUUCUCAUUGCAUGCUUAAAAUAACCAAAACAAAGGCUGAAAUCUUGUUUCUUGUUGCUGAUAUAAGCCCCCUGCAUCUGUCAGUAUUUGGGAAGUUAUUUUCAGACAUGAUGAAUAAAUAUGUGGCAGUCAAGCCUUGUACAGUACCACCAAUUUGUGAUUUUUCUGAUGAAGACGCGCUGAUGCUUCUUCCCACUGUUAACCUGUACUUAAAUUCAAUUCCGGCAAAAUUUGGGGGCCAUCUUUGCAUGCUUCAUGAGCAUAUAGUUUCUUUUUAUUGGGGAGUACUCAAGCAAGGUUUCUCUAUCUGGAAAAGUUACGUUUCCAGGGAGAUAUUUAAGGUAGAAUAUGUUGAAAACCUUUCAAUGGAAGCUUUUCUGGAUCUUGUCUCAGGUAGUCUUCUCGCGAAUACUGUUCUUGCAGUUCAAUUUUUCUUUGAAUUAAGAGGCGAUUUGGUGAAAGUGAAAAAGCGCUUGAGUAUAUUCAAUUCUGUUUGCUCAAGUGAUUGUAGUGAUCUGCUGGAGUUUGAUCUCUCUCAAGAUGGUGCUUAUUCAGUUGAGGAGUCCUUGAAUGUUGUCAACAGGACUGUUGCAAAAAUACGUUUGUGCAGAACACUUUUAUUCCCUGAGAAGAGGAAGUUUCCGUCUCUGCUGAAGAAAAAUGCAGAAGUGAUUGCUUCAGAAGAUUGCUCCAUUUUAGACUUGGCAAGAAUCCGGCUUUUGAAUUUGUUGGUUCAAUCCUGGCAGCUUAUUGUCAAUAGAUGCUCUUUGAACGUUGUUGACUUCAGGCAAAUGGAGGUUGGAAGCUGUUCCUUGUUUAGAUAUUUGGAAGUAUAUAUUCUAAGAAAUGUAAUGGAAAUAACAACGGAGAUGCAUGAUUGUCUUCUGAAUAUGGAUUCUCUUCCAUUUGUAGAGCAACUUGUUAAGUCAUCUCUUGUGCAUAGGUUUUAUGAUCCUAUGACACUGGGGAUGCUCCGAGCUAUUAUCUCAUCAGUAUCUGAGGGGAAGUUCUCUUGUAUUUCAAUUAUUCAACUAUUGCUUGCACAUUCUCAAUUUGCAGCUGCCAUCCGUCCUUCUCACAUCUCAGCUGGUCAUUCUCACUUUGGGAUGAUAUUUACUCCUUUGCCUAGUAUCAUGAGAUCGUACGUUCCAUUUACUGAUGAAGAUGCCUUCGGCUUAAAAGAUAGUUGUAAACUAUCUGAGGAACGUGCUUGCCAGUUGGAACUUGUGAAGUUGCUUAGGUUGCUUUUCCAAAUCAGGGCUCAACAAUGUGAUAUUAAUAAUGUAAAAGACAUUGGAAUAAAUUUGGGGGAGCUGGUCUUCUUGCUGUUGUCUUCUUAUGGUGCUAGUAUGAGUGCGAUUGACUUGGAGAUCUGCAGCUUAAUGGAUGAAAUCAAUUCGACUAAUGAAUUGAGCAAAGGAAGUAUGGCUAAAUUGGAUUACCUAUGGGGUAGUGCGCUGCUGAAAGUCAGAAAAGAAAAUGAACUGAGGCAGAGUAUCUCUAGUAAUUUGAGUGAAGCUGAAGCAGUUGAUGACUACCGAAGAAUCCACUUCAGAGAAAACAUUCCCGUUGACCCCAAAGUUUGUGCAACUACUGUGCUUUAUUUCCCAUAUGAUAGAACAGUUGGUCCAGGGUUUCUCAAAAAACCUAACAAGGAUUAUCCUGACUUAAGAUAUGAGGUACAUUAUGCAGAUGUUGAGAAACUCCGCGUGUAUGAUCCCAUUUUUAUUUUGCACUUCUCAGUUCACUGUCUUUCUAUGGGUUUUAUUGAGCCCUUGGAGUUUGCUAGCUUAGGCUUGCUUGCCAUUACUGUUGUUAGUAUAUCUUCACCUGAUGAUGACACGAGGAAACUAGGUUACGAGGUUCUUGGAAGAUUCAAGAGUGCACUGGAGAAAUGUCAGAAGAGGAAGGAUGUGAUGCGACUGCGUCUCCUAAUGUCGUACUUGCAAAAUGGUAUUGAAGAGCCUUGGCAGAAGAUUUCAUCCAUAACUGCCAUACUUGUUGCAGAGGCUUCUUAUGUACUUUUGGAUCCUUCACAUGACCAUUAUUCAGCAAUAAGUAAAUAUCUGAUGCGCUCUCCAAGUGCAAAUAUGAAGGGUAUACCAUUGUUCCAGACUUUUUUCUGGAGUAUCUCAAAUAAUUUCAAAACAGAGAGGUUGUGGAUGCUACGUCUAUUGUACUCAGGAUUGAAUAUGGAUGACGAUGCUCAAAUAUACAUCAGAAACGCCAUUUUUGAGACCCUUUUCAGUUUCUAUGUUUCUCCUAUUUCUGAUAAUGAAUCGAAGGAGUUGAUUGUUCAGAUAGUAAAGAAGUCUGUCAGAAUACCCAAGAUGGCCCGGUACUUGGUUGAACAGUGUGGCCUGAUCUCAUGGUCAUCCUGUCUUGUUUCAUCUCUUUCUUGGAGUCAAUGCAGAAGAAAUUCGUCUGCUGAGUUGACUGUUAUACUGGAGGCACUAAAUGAAGUCGUUCUGUCGAGACACACUGUUGAGUGGAUGCAGAAAUAUGCCUUGGAGCAGCUUGUGGAAAUCUCGUGCAAUCUAUACAAGAUGCUAAUUGAAGGUGUUAAAAUGCUUAAAGUAAACACUCAACUUGUUAAACUGAUUCUACAAAUAUUGAGAUCAGCAUUGAGGAUAUCCCAAAAGAGGAAGGUAUAUCAACCACAUUUCACCCUCUCCGUUGAGAGUUUACUUCAGUUAUGUGAAGUUGUUGAUGAAUGCUGCGAUGGAAGGCAAAAUCUUGUUGCACAGAUUGGACUCGAAGCUGUACUUAUGAGCACUCCUCCAGUAAAUAUUUUGCGAAUGGACCAGGAAAAGGUUGCCAAGUUUGUUAGCUGGGCGACUUUAACUGCUUUGCAGUCAAAUAUUGAAGAAGUCCAUGCGCCGGAAAAUUUUGCUUGCAAUAUGGGACUGCAAUCCGAGGAAGAAUCAGAUGAUUCUCUGAUAUCAAAGCUUGUUCGGUGGCUGGCUGCAUCAGUGAUUGUAGGAAAGCACUCCCUCAAAUUCAGUAAUUUGCACUUGUGUCAUUCUUUUGACAGAUCUAAGCUCAAUAACCUGCUCUCUCUGAUGGAGUGGAAUGAGCAAAGAUGUAGUGGUACCGACAGGACAUUUCAAUGUGCAGAAACUUUAGCCUCAUCAAUCUAUUUUCUGCAACAGCUACAAAGCACAAACUAUACAGUGCUUCCAUCCGUCGUUUCUGCAAUUUGUCUUCUUCUUUCUUCUAGUCUUUCCUCAGCAGAAACAGACAUCUUAGCUUGUGAUGCAAGUCAGUUGGCAACCCUCUUCUCCAAGAUUAAUUGUCCUGCUGAAGCUAAUCCUGCCUGGAGAUGGUCAUUUUACCAGCCAUGGAAAGAUCACUCUUCUGAGCUCACUGAUGCAGAAAAAUUGGAAGAAAAUCAGGCUUGUGAAAUGCUUCUUGUUGUAAUCUCAAAGUUGCUAGGAAGAAAUUCAUUACAUUCGCACUUCAUUUCCUUCCAGGAUGUAGAUAAGUUGGGUGUCUUUGACUGGGAAAGACGUGUCGUAAAACCUCAGUAAUUCUUUUUGGUAUUAUUAAUUCAAACCCAUAAUUUGGCUAAAAUACGUGGCAAUUUUGUUUAUUCAUCACUCAUAUUAGCUAAAAAAAAUUCACUAAGGGUAUGAGAGGUUAGAACAGGUGUUAACCAAACACUGUUGGUGUUUCUUUUCGUUCUGAUCUUCAUUCUUACACUUGUAAAUAGUGUGUACCAUGUUGAUUUUAAGUUAAUGGUUUGGAAAA
This is a messenger RNA of Lycium barbarum (goji berry), 7932 nucleotides long. RefSeq lists its product as uncharacterized. The transcript is spliced from 13 exons. The coding region runs from base 87 to 7712 and encodes 2541 amino acids. Lineage: Eukaryota; Viridiplantae; Streptophyta; Magnoliopsida; Solanales; Solanaceae. Gene Ontology annotation, biological process: maturation of LSU-rRNA from tricistronic rRNA transcript (SSU-rRNA, 5.8S rRNA, LSU-rRNA); maturation of 5.8S rRNA from tricistronic rRNA transcript (SSU-rRNA, 5.8S rRNA, LSU-rRNA). The record is from RefSeq and is a predicted model, not a curated record. Gene Ontology annotation, cellular component: nucleolus.